This is a messenger RNA of Solanum stenotomum, 1023 nucleotides long. RefSeq names its product putative UPF0481 protein At3g02645. The record is from RefSeq and is a predicted model, not a curated record. Lineage: Eukaryota; Viridiplantae; Streptophyta; Magnoliopsida; Solanales; Solanaceae. Bases 52 to 1023 code for a protein of 323 amino acids. The transcript has 3 exons.
AAAGUAAAUGUGGGGCUACGUGAAUCAAAUGCAGGGGCUUAUACACCAAAGAUGGUCUCUAUUGGUCCUUACCAUAAGAACAAUGAUCAACUUCGUCCGACGGAAAAGUACAAACUAUUGUACCUACGACGGUUUCUUAAACGAAAUGAUAGGCUUGAUAUGGAUAGUUGCAUGAAUGAAUUGAAGAAAUUGGAGGAGGAAGCACUGAAUUGUUACGACGAUAUAGAAGGCCUCAAUAUUAAAAGCCACGAAUUUUGCACAAUGUUGUUGCUUGAUGGUUGUUUUGUGGUUGAAUUUAUUCGAGAGCGUUGUGAAAUAUGUCCAAGAGGAGAAGACGAAAUUAUCAAAACUAACAUUGGUUGCAUAUAUAAUCAAAUACUCCGAGACUUGAUGUUACUAGAAAACCAACUUCCUUUCUUUGUCCUCAACAAGCUUCAUGACAUGACAAAGCAUGAUGAUGAAUUACCAUUGGUAAUAUCAAACAUUUACUUCAUGCAGUACAUAUACUUUCAUGUCAUGGGAACCCUACGAAAACAUCAAAUGAUGACACAACGUGACAUAUGUUCAUGCCAAAUGCAACAGAGCUUUCUGAAGCUGGAGUUAGAUGAGACGAAAGCCUUCCUGCGAAAUCUCAUUGCUUAUGAGCAACAAUCAUCUGAAGUACAACCUAAAUAUUUCAGUGAUUUUGCAAUUUUCAUGGAUCAUAUUAUCGACUCAGACAAAGAUGUGAAUUUGCUUCGCCAGAAAGGAAUCAUAAAGCAUUGGAUGGGAGAGGACAAAGACGUGUCUAGCCUCUUCAACAAAAUCGGAACUGGGGUCACUACGUAUUCCACCUUUUAUUAUGAUAACGAAUGCUUAAGAGCAUCUCAACAUUGUGAAAAAGGAUUGAACAGGAUGAUAGCAAAUUUGAUGCACAAUUAUUUUAGUAGUCCUUGGGUAGGAGCAUCAACUGUUGCAGCCAUCAUACUCCUCGUACUCACAACUAUACAGACUAUUCUAGCUAUCACAAGUGCCUCUAAGUAA